UAAUUAUUAAUCAUAAGAAAAGUAUUUUAUAUAGGCUCCCGAACAAACAGCUCUGUGUAACAUCUUGACUCGUUUACAUGAUGUAAAGAUGUAACACGCUUGCGUACGAAAGUUCGGACAGAUUCCCUUCAACACACCUUGAAGAAUCAGCCAUAAAAGAUGAAUAAGAGACACAGAGUCUAUAUGAAUAAAACCGAAUAAGAGAGGAAGAAACUCGAAGAAGGAGAAAGAGAAGACAUUUUCCAGCCUUCGAGUUUGCGCGAAGCUUCAUCCGUCGACCGUCGACUUCGGAUCCGAUCGAUCUCCGUCCAACUGGAUUGAAUUAAUUAAAUACGUUAAUCGCUGUCAAACAUGGGCUCCGACAACACGCAGAGACGCUGGAGCAAUUUGCGCAAAGUGCUGGAGAGAUGCGGCCCGUUUUGCCGACCGGACUUCGAACCGUCCUCGGAGAAUCUGCAGAUGCUCCUCGAACGAUGCAAAGUCCUGGUGGUCGGCGCCGGCGUUGGGUGCGAGCUCCUGAAAAACCUCGCCCUCAUGGGUUUCCGGCACAUCCACGUCAUCGACAUGGACACGAUCGAGCUGUCUAAUCUCAACCGACAGUUCUUAUUCCGUCAUAAAGACAGUGGCUCUUACAAAGCAGAAGUAGCUGCAAAAUUCGUCAACGCAAGAGUACCUGGUUGUAAUGUAAUUGCGCACAAUUGCGAGAUACAAGCUAAAGAUCCAGCGUUUUACCAACAAUUUCACAUGAUAAUCUGCGGAUUAGACUCAAUUGUCGCAAGAAGAUGGCUGAAUGGUAUGCUGAUGUCUUUGCUUGUCUAUGAGGAUGGUGCGUUGGAUCAGAGUAGUAUUAUACCAUUGAUAGACGGUGGAACUGAAGGUUUUAAGGGAAACGCCCGAGUUAUAUUACCGGGUAUGAAUCCCUGUAUCGAGUGUACCUUGGAUCUCUAUCCUCCACAGGUCACCUAUCCUCUGUGUACGAUAGCCAACACCCCGCGUUUGCCAGAACAUUGCGUAGAGUAUGUGAAGGUGAUCCAGUGGCCGAAGGAGAACCCAUUCGAGUGUGCGAUUGAUGGAGACGAUCCUCAGCACAUAAACUGGAUUUACGAAAAGUCGAACGAGAGAGCGACGCAAUUCGGCAUACAGGGCUUAACGUACAGACUUGUGCAAGGCAUCAUCAAGAAUAUUAUACCGGCUGUGGCGUCGACGAACGCUGUCAUCGCUGCGAUCUGCGCGACAGAAGCAUUUAAGCUUGCAACCAGUUGCAGCGCAUCUUUAAAUAAUUACAUGGUGCUCAACAAUUUGGAUGGAGUUUACACGUACACUUACGAAGCAGAGAAGAAGCAAAAUUGCCUGGCGUGUAGUCAAGUGCCGCGAGAGAUCGAGAUCAAGGAUCCAAAAUACAAACUGCAAGACUUGAUAGAGCUUCUUUGUGAACGGCCGGAUUUGCAAAUGAAAAGUCCCGGCCUUACAGCGAUUGUAAACGGCAAAAGUAAAACUCUGUACAUACAAACGGUGUCGAGUAUCGAGCAGAAGACACGCGAGAAUCUGUCAAAGACUCUGAUCGAGUUGGGUUUAAAGGACGAUACUGAAAUUAACAUCGCCGAUGUUACAACUCCGAAUACAGUUACUCUAAAAUUGAGAUUUUCACACAGUGAUAGCAUAAGUCGACAAUAACUAUUAGCCGAGAAUUUUACUUUUAUAUAAAAAAUUCGCGCUUUUCUUUAUAAGUAUUCUUUAUA
Nylanderia fulva is the source of this 1739-nucleotide messenger RNA. The record is from RefSeq and is a predicted model, not a curated record. NCBI's taxonomy places the organism in Eukaryota, Metazoa, Arthropoda, Insecta, Hymenoptera, Formicidae.